UCGGCGUCAUGUUCUAGCUUGUGACAUGUAGUUCAAGCAGCAGCAGCAGAGCGCGUGCAGCUGUUUUCCUCCGCUCGUGAAACCCGUAAACACAUCGCUCGACCGCUGGAGCCGGAGCGCGCGCCGGCAGCGGCCACCUUCCCCACCUUGAGAAGUGCGCGCAGCCUCGUGAGCUGUCCGUGGUGCUGAACGGCACCGGCACGCUGCGCGGGUCUCCACGAGUUGACCUUCUCUCCUCGAGCGGAUAUAGCAUCCUCCUCCUCGUCCUCCUCCAGCAACAACAACACAGUAAGGUGGCACCACAGGCCACCGCGCAUGGACAGCUGCCGGGCUUGACUGAGUCAGCCAGACUAUUUUCUCUUUCAUGGCUGUGGCACGCAAAAUCAAAACUUUGCUGACCGUCAACAUUUUAGUGUUUGUAGGUAUUAUCCUGUUCUCGGUCUACUGCAGGAUCCAGGACCGAUCCGAGGAGCUCAUCCAGAUAGGGCGUGUGUCUGACCAGAGGCUGCGAGCCAGGAAUGGCAAAGUUUCCAACUUGGUGGACAGGCAGUCUAUUCUCCAGCGGCUGGAGAGACUGGAGGAUGUGGUCUACAAUCAGUUAAACGGUUUGGCGAAGCCCAUGGGGCUAGUUGAGGGACCCGGAGGCCUCGGCCAGGGGGGAGCCGCUGCCACUCUGGGAGAGGACAGUCAUGACGCAGAGGGGAAAUAUGAAGAGUACGGCUACAACGCUCAGCUCAGUGAUCGUAUCUCCCUGGACAGGAGCAUCCCCGACUACAGGCCCAAAAAGUGUAAGCAGUUGACGUACCCAGAAGACCUUCCUCAAAUCUCCGUGGUCUUCAUCUUUGUGAACGAGGCACUGUCGGUGAUCCUACGCUCCGUCCACAGUGUUGUCAACCACACACCAGCACAUGUGCUCAAGGAGAUCAUCCUGGUGGACGACAACAGUGACAGUGUGGAUCUAAAAUUCAACUUGGACCAGUAUGUGAACAAACGCUACCCAGGCCUGGUAAAGAUUGUGAGGAACAGCAAGCGGGAGGGCCUGAUCCGAGCCAGAAUACAUGGCUGGAACGCGGCCACGGCUCCUGUCGUCGGCUUCUUUGAUGCCCACGUCGAGUUCAACCCUGGCUGGGCUGAACCUAUCCUGACCCGGAUGAAGGAAGAUCACACCCGCAUCAUCCUGCCCGCCAUUGACAACAUCAAGUACAACACGUUUGAGGUGCAGCAAUAUGCCAAUGCCGCCCAUGGCUACAACUGGGGGCUGUGGUGUAUGUACAUCAUCCCACCACAAGAGUGGCUGGACAAGGGUGAUGAGACAGCCCCGAUCAGAACUCCAGCUAUGAUUGGAUGCUCCUUUGUGGUUGAUCGGGAAUACUUUGGCGAUAUUGGUCUACUGGAUCCUGGCAUGGAGGUCUACGGAGGCGAGAACAUCGAGCUUGGCAUGCGGGUGUGGCAGUGUGGAGGGAGUAUGGAAGUCCUGCCAUGUGCCAGAGUGGCUCACAUCGAGCGCACCAAGAAGCCCUACAACAAUGACAUAGAUUACUACGCUAAGCGCAAUGCCCUGAGGGCCGCCGAGGUGUGGAUGGAUGAAUACAAAUCCCAUGUCUACAUGGCUUGGAACAUUCCCAUGAACAACCCUGGGGUUGAUUUCGGGGAUGUCUCGGAGCGCUUGGCCUUGAGGAAAAGGCUGCAAUGUCGGAGUUUUCGCUGGUACCUUGAACACGUCUACCCAGAGAUGCGGAUCUACAACAACACCAUCACAUAUGGCGAGGUGAGGAACAGCAAAGCGAGCGGCUACUGCCUGGACCAGGGCUCUGAGGACGAUGACAAAGCCAUCCUCUACCCGUGCCACGGCAUGUCUUCACAGCUCGCCCGCUACGCGACUGAGGGGCUUCUCCAGCUAGGACCCCUGGGGUCGACCACCUUCCUGCCUGACACAAAAUGCCUCGUUGAUGAUGGCAGGGGACGCACUCCCAGAUUGAAAAAAUGUGACACUGUUUCGAGGGUUUCCCAGAGGCUUUGGGACUUUACACAGAAUGGCCCGAUCAUAAGCAGGGACAGCGGUCGAUGCUUGGAGGUUGAAAUGUCCAAGGAUGCUAACUUUGGACUUCGCUUGGUGGUCCAGAGAUGCUCCGGUCAGAAGUGGAUGAUACGGAACUGGAUUAAACACCCCAGGCAUUGAAGCCAAAGAACAACCUCUGAGACGGUUUGGGCAGUGUUUCAAGUCGCAGUUGGACGGUUCAGAGAGGAGCGGGGACUCGUGGUGCUAGUGUGAGGUAAUUUCACACUAUGCAGACUGCACAGCACACUGAGCUCCCCCCCCCCCCCCCCCCCCAGGCCACAGAGCUUUCCAUCAUUAAGUCCUAAAGAAUAAAGAAGAAUCUGAUACAUUCAUGUGUUGCACCGAGCUGCGUGUUUCACAGGGACCUUAUGGCAAGCUGCGGUGUUUUAAAAGGCCCACAUUUCUUACAUUCAGCUUCAUGUGCAGAACUGAGUAACAAAACACCUCAGUACAGAUCCCAAAGGUGGUUCAAGAUCCUUGUAUAUUAUGUUGUUUCUACUGUAAAGCGAUCAGAUCUUUGAAGAUGAGAAAGAAUGUGUGAGCUUGUGAGUCUUUAGGUUGUUUUUUUCUCUGAGUGCAUCUGAGCAAAUCAAAAGUUGUGAUUUCUGUCAAUUGCUACAUCAAAGUGAUUAUUUUGAGCUGUGAUUUGGAAAAUUGCUUUGGACAUAUUGUGCUGCACUGGCAAGACAUGUAAUAGCCUUCAAAGGAUUUCCCCAUCAUCUGAUCGGGAGGCAUUUCACCUGCUCUCACACACACCACGACAGUUCUUUGUUUCUUUGGACUGUAUUGCUCACUGAGGACGGGAGCAAUCAUGUGCCUUCUUCUCAUGUUUCUGCUUAUUCUGAGCCGAGAAUGUCAGUCCUAAAAGCAUGUACAAAAUAAUUUGAAAACUAUUAAUAUAUAAAACAAUGUAUAAAGGAGUCUAAGUAGUAAUGACGAACCACUUUGGUUCACAAGAUAGUAAUAUAUUGUAAAAAGUGAAGAAUUGAUCUCCGUCCUCCUUAUAACAAUUAGGACAAUAAAAUCAUUUUUAUGAUGA
Molecule: messenger RNA, 3098 nt
Organism: Pseudoliparis swirei
Lineage: Eukaryota; Metazoa; Chordata; Actinopteri; Perciformes; Liparidae
Gene: galnt9
Product: polypeptide N-acetylgalactosaminyltransferase 9
Exons: 11
Coding region: 365-2179 (604 amino acids)
Cellular component (GO): Golgi apparatus
Source: RefSeq, a predicted model, not a curated record